CUCGUGAAAAACGGAUGAAUGCAGUGACGAGGAACAAGCGGCUCGCGGACUCUUUUAUUGCCGCUACAGUAACAGGUGAGCGGCCGUCACCUGCGUAAUCGCGUCAGAACACUGUACGGCUCCAGCGCGCAGCGCAGCAGGUCACAGGUAGGAUCCCAUCACUGACGUCACUGCCGGAGCUCGCGGUUCCGGGAGCGAGUGCGCGCAGACCAGUCGUCGAGUCGACGCACCUGGGCAGGUAGCGCAGGCUCGGCUGUAGGCGCCGUCCCUCUCGCUAGACGGGUCCUGCUCUCCCAGCGUGGACGUCGGCGCCCCCGAGGAUGAAGAACCAGGGGACGACCAACAGGCCCGACAACACGGCCUUCGACCAGCAGAGGCUUCCGGCCUGGCAGCCCGUGCUGUCGGCCGGAAUCGUCAUCCCCGGUUUCCUGCUCGUCGGCCUGGCCUUCAUCGGCAUCGGCGUCGCCCUCUUCGUCACCUCCCGGAGCAUCCAGGUGCUGGAGAACGAUUACACCGGCACCGGGUCCAGCGUGCACUGCAGCGAGUGCGUGAACCCCAAGACCACCCCCUGCACCUGCCAGCUGAACUUCUCGCUGUCCGCGCUGUUCCAGGGACCCGUGUUCCUCUACUACGGCCUGUCCAACUACUUCCAGAACGUCCGCGGGUGGGUGUCUCGCGAUGACAACCAGCUCUGGGGGGACCUGUCCAAGAGUCCUUCUUCGUCCUGCGCGCCCUACCAGUACGACCAGAACACCACCAUCGCGCCGUGUGGGUCUGUGGCCAACAGCAUGUUUAAUGACACCUUCACGCUCUACCAGCUGGUUAACGCGACCAGGAAGACGGUCCCCUUGGACGGGAAGGGCAUCGCCUGGUGGACGGAUUACAACAUCAAGUUCCGGAACCCACCCGAGGUGGAUGGCUCUCUGGCGGCCGCCUUCAACGGAACGGUGAAGCCUGUGAAUUGGCCCAAGCCCGUGUAUGACCUGGACCCAACGAACCCAGCCAACAACGGCUUCCUGAACCAGGACUUCCUCGUUUGGAUGAGGACGGCGGCUCUGCCCGACUUCUGGAAGCUGUACCGACGGAUCACCGAGGGGGAGUACGCCAGCGGCCUGCCCGCAGGCAACUACACCCUGGAAAUUCAAUACAACUACCCAGUGGCAAACUUUGCUGGCCGCAAGUCGGUGAUCUUCAGCAACACCUCCUGGAUGGGGGGCAAGAACCAGUUCUUGGGGAUCGCCUACCUGGUCACAGGUUCGCUCUGCGUCGUCAUGUCUGCGGUGAUGCUCAUCGUCUACGCCAAGUUCAACAGCCCCGAUGAAGACUUCUGACCGGCUGCAGUUACGGUUAUGCAGUAGUGUGUUUUGGGCUGAUAAUAUGGGAUCGUGUGUGUGUGUGUGUGUGUGUGUGUGUGUGUGUGUGUGUCUGUGUCUGUGUCUGUGUCUCCACGUGCGCCCAAGCCUACAAAGUUGUUACAGGUGUGGACCGAGAAAGAACUGACCCCUUUUUAAAAGUGGUGCAUGAAUAUGUUAUUUAUGAGAAGCUAAUGCAACACUGUUUACUCCCCACUGUCACAUGUUUAUUAUCCUCUCUCGGGUACUGUACAUUUUUAUGCCCCCCCCCCCUUUUUUUUUUUCUCAGGUUGGUGAUGCUUGGAACAAAACUUGAAUCUGUUGUUUGUAUUGAACUCUGUGUUUAGUCAUAUCUUGUAACCGAGACCAAACGGUAAGCUUGCACGUAACGCUGGAAUGUUCUUUUUCAUAUAUACAUACAUACAUAUAUAUAUUACUGUGUGAAGUUGCAUUUUAAAAUGAACUUGGUCCUUACACAAUCACUGGGCUUGACUUCUUUCCUCGGGUUCUCUUCUCAUGUUUUACCUUUAAAGAAAAAUAAAUGUGGUUUUUA
Scleropages formosus (Asian bonytongue) is the source of this 1905-nucleotide messenger RNA. It is a transcript of the gene tmem30b, whose product is annotated as transmembrane protein 30B. Gene Ontology annotation, biological process: phospholipid translocation. Gene Ontology annotation, cellular component: endoplasmic reticulum; Golgi apparatus; plasma membrane. The record is from RefSeq and is a predicted model, not a curated record. NCBI's taxonomy places the organism in Eukaryota, Metazoa, Chordata, Actinopteri, Osteoglossiformes, Osteoglossidae.